Saccostrea echinata is the source of this 1487-nucleotide messenger RNA. RefSeq names its product SAC3 domain-containing protein 1-like. The coding region runs from base 12 to 1487 and encodes 491 amino acids. The record is from RefSeq and is a predicted model, not a curated record. Lineage: Eukaryota; Metazoa; Mollusca; Bivalvia; Ostreida; Ostreidae. Gene Ontology annotation, cellular component: spindle; centrosome; nucleus. The transcript is spliced from 8 exons. Gene Ontology annotation, biological process: spindle assembly; centrosome duplication.
UACACCAUGUUAUGAUGGAAAAGUCACUACCAUUUAUCGGAGAAUGUUCUCAAAUGUGUCCCGCCGACGAGAUUAAAUUGAGAAUAAGAGAAGAACUUGUACAUCCACUGGAAAAGGUCUUCAAGUCGGGAAGGCUGAUUGAUGACCCAAACAUGAUGGUCAAGGAAUACAGUAGGUCUGCAGCAGGCAGGCAUGAGAUUCCAACCCAGGACCUCAGACCUGGCCCAGUGUUACUCACUACUGUAGAAUAUUUAUUAGGCAGGAUCUCUUUAGUUGAAGGAAGGCCUUGGAAUGAGGUGUAUGACUUUAUAUUUGACAGACUGAGGGCCGUGAGGCAGGAUAUGACAAUUCAGCAGAUAGGGGGCUUCGAGGCUAUCACACUCUUAGAAUACAUUGUGAGGUUCUACAUCUAUUCUGGAUAUAGACUAUGUGAAGAGAAGAUUGACCAUUUUGACCCCAAAAUAAACGACCAGCAUACACAGGAAUGCCUGAAACAGCUCCUCUCUCUGUACACCACUUGUCAUUGUUAUCUUGAAAACAGGGCUGAGUUUGAGAGCCUCUAUCUCAUUUUCAAUCUAGGUCAGGCAGAAGCUUUACAACAUUAUUAUGAUCUGCCCAAAGAUUUAAGAGAACAUAAGUUGAUGGAAGGAUCUUACAUGCUAAGUGUAGCUUACUAUUUGGGAAACUACAAUAACGUUUUAAAAAGUCUCAAGUCUCCAUGCUUUACAAGGCAUCCUUUGGUGCUAUGUGCCUUCCAUAGAAAUCUGACACAGUUACAAAGAAGAGCUCUUAAAAUCAUGAGUCAUGGAUACAGUUCUAAAGCUUUGAGAUACCCAGUACAGCACUUAGCAGAUCUUUUGUGGUUUGACAGUUUGUCUCUCUGUGUAACAUUCUGUGAGAUGUGUGGUCUCCAGGUGAAAGGAGAGGAAUCCAUUAUUUUUCUUAAAUCAUCAUACAGGGAGCCUGAAAAGGUCCAAUCAGUUCACAUUUCGGGUAUUGAUUCUCUUCUUUGCCAGCAAUCUCUUGGAACUUUACUACUUGGAAAGGAGAAGUCAUUUGAUCUAAAUUCAUUAAAACAAAGUUUAGGCAAUGCUGACCUGUCUCAAAACCAGACAAGUGAUGGACAUAAUUACAAACCAAGAAGUGCAAGGGGCAGAGGAAGAGGAAGAGGUCAGAGUUCAAAGGAAGAUAAUUGUGCAAGGUCAAAAUGUCAACCUGUAGGAAAGAAUCAAGGUCAAAAAUGGAACUCUGAACCAAUAAAUCAUAAGCCAUGUACAAAAGAAGUUGAAACAAAUUGUGAUAUUAAAGAUGUGAACUGUAAUCUUAACUAUGAUCAUAAAGAUUUUACAAAGGAUAAAAAGAAACAGAAUUUUUCUGGUGAGAGGAAUUCAGACAGGACUCAAUUUUUUAAGGAACAAGAAAUGAAUUUUACUGGAGAGUGCUGGGGAGAUGAGCUCUUCACCGAGGAAGAUAUGAAAGUCACUUGA